Messenger RNA from Gadus macrocephalus (Pacific cod), 1075 nucleotides. It is a transcript of the gene hsd17b8, whose product is annotated as hydroxysteroid (17-beta) dehydrogenase 8. Gene Ontology annotation, molecular function: oxidoreductase activity, acting on the CH-OH group of donors, NAD or NADP as acceptor. NCBI's taxonomy places the organism in Eukaryota, Metazoa, Chordata, Actinopteri, Gadiformes, Gadidae. The coding region runs from base 83 to 853 and encodes 256 amino acids. The transcript has 9 exons. The record is from RefSeq and is a predicted model, not a curated record.
GGACCACUUCCUGGACCUAAACCGGUCCCCCGGCGCCCCCUGGUGGAUCAGACUGGCACGACGCUCAUAAAACACUAACAUCAUGGCGGCCACAACAAGACUCAUUUCAAGGUUGGCGCUGGUCACAGGAGGGGGCAGCGGGAUCGGCCGCGCGGUGUGUCAGCGAUUCGCCUCUGAGGGCGCGCUGGUGGUGGUGGCGGACCUGAACGAGGAGGCGGCCAAUGAGACGCUGCGCAGCCUGUCACGUGACCACAAAGUACAAGAACACAUGUCGGCGGCGGUGGACGUCUCGUCCAAGCAGAGCGUUGAGAGCUUGGUGGAGAGCAUACAGCGCCGCUACUUCCAGCCAGCGUCAGUGUGCGUGAACGCGGCGGGAAUCACGCAGGACGACUUCCUGUUGCGGCUGGAGGAGGCGGCCUUCGACCGCGUGGUCGGCGUGAACCUCAAGGGGACCUUCCUGGUCGUUCAGGCCGUUGCCGCGGCGAUGGUGGCCAGCGGAGUAUCCAAAGGUUCCAUCGUUACCGUGGGCAGCAUCGUCGGCAAGGUGGGCAACAUUGGGCAGGUUAACUACUCGGCGUCCAAGGCAGGUGUGGAGGGAAUCACCAGAACAGCCGCCAAAGAACUCAGCAGGUACAGGAUCCGGUGUAACUGCGUCCUGCCGGGGUUCAUCUCCACCCCCAUGACUGACAAGGUCCCGGAGCGAGUGAUCCACAAGAUGACAUCGCUGGUGCCCCUGGGGAGGAUGGGCGAGCCGGCCGAGGUUGCAGAUGUUUGUUCCUUCCUGGCGUCGGACGACUCUCGCUACAUCACGGGCGCCAGCAUCGAGGUCACCGGAGGGCUUUUCAUGGGCUAGAGACGGCGUCGCCAUGGAUACACAGAACCCCUCAUUGGACGAGCCAGCUGUCAAUCACGACGGCAGCGGGUGCCUUUUGGACUGUGGACGGCGGACAUCUUUAAUUAAUUAUUAAUUCUGAAGAAAUCAACUUGAUUGCCUGUUUUUUUUGUAAUUAUUACAUUUGUAAAUGCUGUAUAUUUGUGAACGAUCCUGUAAUAAAUUACAAUUGGUAUAAAAACA